AUGGUAUCUUAUGGUGCCAAACUAUUGGACGAACCACCUCCAAAGACCAUGAACAUGAUCGGGUUCCGUGUCAGAGUCACAGAAUACCAUGGAGGCAUCACACGACACAGAGCUCUAUCCCCUGCCCCAGAUCCCCAGAUCCCAAAAUCCCAGAUCCCCAUCCCCAGAUUCCCAGUUCCCCUGCCCCAGAUCCCCAUCCCCAGAUCCCCAGCCCCAGAUCCCCAGAUGCCCAGCCCAGAUCCCCAGAUCCCCAGUGUCCCAGCCCCAGAUCCCCAUCCCCAUACCCCAGCCCCAGAGCCCCAGCCCCAGAUCCCUAGCACCAGAUCCCCAGAUCCCCAGAUCCCCAGCCCAGAUCCCCAGUGUCCCAUCCCCAGAUCCCCAGCCCCAGAUCCCCAGUUCCCCUGCCCCAGAUCCCCAGCCCCAGAUUCCCAGAUCCCCAGUUCCCCAUCCCCAGAUCCCCAGCCCCAGAUCCCCAGAUGCCCAGCCCAGAUCCCCAGAUCCCCAGUGUCCCAGCCCCGGGUUCCCCAUCCCCAGAUCCCCAGCCCCAGAGCCCCAGCCCCAGAUCCCCAGAUCCCCAGCCCAGAUCCCCAGAUCCCCAUAUCCCCAGCCCAGAUCCCCAGAUCCCCAGUGUCCCAGCCCCAGAUCCCCAUUACCAUAUCCCCAGUACCCCAGAUCCCCAGCCCAGAUCCCCAGAUCCCCAUAUCCCUAGCACCAGAUCCCCAGAUCCCCAUCCCAGAUCCCCAGGUCCCCAGUGUCCCAGCCCCAGAUCCCCAUCCCCAGUUCCCCAGCCCCAGAUCCCCAGCCCCAGAUCCCCAGAUCCCCAGCCCAGAUCCCCAGAUCCCCAAUCCCCAGCCCCAGGUCCCCAGUUCCCAGCCCCAGAUCCCCAGAUCCCCAGCCCCAGAUCCCCAGCCCCAGAUCCCCAGCCCCAGAUCCCCAGAUGCCCAGCCCAGAUCCCCAGAUCCCCAGUGUCCCAGCCCCAGAUCCCCAUCCCCAGAUCCCCAGAGCCCCAGCCCCAGAUCCCCAGCACCAGAUCCCCAGAUCCCCAGAUCCCAAGCCCAGAUCCCCAGAUCCCCAGUGUCCCAGCCCCAGAUCCCCAUCCCCAGUUCCCCAGCCCCAGAUCCCCAGCCCCAGAUCCCCAGAUCCCCAGCCCAGAUCCCCAGAUCCCCAGUGUCCCAGCCCCAGAUCCCCAUCCCCAGAUCCCAAGAGCCCCAGAUCCCCAGACCCCCAGACCCCCAGCCCCAGAUCCCCAUCCCCAGAUCCCCAGCCCCAGAUCCCCAGUUCCCAGCCCCAGAUCCCCAGAUCCCCAGCCCCAGAUCCCCAUUCCCAGAUCCCCAGCCCCAGAUCCCCAGUUCCCCUGCCCCAGAUCCCCAGUUCCCCAGCCCCAGAUCCCCAGAUGCCCAGCCCAGAUCCCCAGUGUCCCAGCCCCAGAUCCCCAUCCCCAGAUCCCCAGAGCCCCAGCCCCAGAUCCCCAGCACCAGAUCCCCAGAUCCCAAGCCCAGAUCCCCAGAUCCCCAGUGUCCCAGCCCCAGAUACCCAUCCCCAGUUCCCCAGCCCCAGAUCCCCAGCCCCAGAUCCCCAGCCCCAGAUCCCCAGUUCCCCUGCCCCAGAUCAUCAGCCCCAGAUCCCCAGCCACAGAUCCCCAGCCCCAGAUCCCCAGCCCCAGAUCCCCAGUUCCCCUGCCCCAGAUCCUCAGCCCUCAGCCUCAAAUAA
Molecule: messenger RNA, 1710 nt
Organism: Oncorhynchus gorbuscha (pink salmon)
Lineage: Eukaryota; Metazoa; Chordata; Actinopteri; Salmoniformes; Salmonidae
Product: vegetative cell wall protein gp1-like
Exons: 3
Coding region: 1-1710 (569 amino acids)
Source: RefSeq, a predicted model, not a curated record